AAUCCGAUUUGCACAGAUCGAUCCACAAUGGUUUCACUUUCUGUUUCAGCUCCAAAACCCCGAUAAAGCCCAUUUCUGAAUUCAAGGUAAGAUUCUCUCUUUCAAAAUGCACAACGCUUAUUUUAGCUCCACUUUACUGUCACUUAAAAGUAAAGGGUCGCUUUCGUUUUCAUUCAAUGACUACUCUAGUUUGUUAAAUGAAAGAUUUGAUAGAAACUCAUUGGCUUCAUCAUGUUCAUGUUGUUGUUGUUCUUGUUGUUGUUGUGCAUUUGCUUCACAUGGUAAUAGAGUGCCCACAAGCCCUGGCUUUUUGUAUGGGUUAAGACAGUCCACUCUUAUUCAAUGCUUACCUUCAAGAAGAUUGAUUUUGGGUAGUGGAGACCGAUUAUUCUAUCGGGUUCCGGUAUAUAAUGGAUGUAAUUAUGAGGUUUCUUGCUCAAUUAAAGAAAGAAAUGGCAGUGGAAGUAGUUUUGAUAGGAGAAGGAAGGGGAGAUUUAGGUGUAUGGUUUCGGAAGAAAGGAGCCGAAGGUAUCGGUUAGGUGAGGUUGAUGAUGCUGAGGCAAUUAUUAAUUUAUUGAGUGAGGAAGUUAGUGAAGAGCAUCUAGGUGGUAGAGAGAGAAAUGAGAGGAUAGUUAAGAGAGUGGAAACGGAGAAAGGUGAAGAUUAUGGCAGUGAAUUUUAUCGGGGAAAGAAGAAUAGAGUGGAAGUAGAGAAGAGAGGAAGUUAUGGCGGUGAGUGUUCUCGAAGGAGAAAGAAAAAUGUUGGUUUGAAUUUGUUGAAGGGUGACAACUAUAAGAAGUGUGAAUUUGAGUCUACCGCAAUUGAGUUGAGGGAGGAAGAGUAUAGGGUGAGCAAAGAGAGGGAAGCUAUUACAAGAGAAGAGAACCGUAGUGGAAGGAACAAGAGUUCAAGUUGUUCUUCUUAUUACUCGUUUUCGUCUUCUGGGGAGUAUGGGAGUGAUGAGGAAGUUCAGGAUAAGGAAGGGCAAUAUAUGGAAGAAUCAUUUAGUGGGCUUAGCAAGGAUUCUAGUAGGAGUGAAGAAGAAAGAUCUAAGGCACAAGUGGUGGAAGAGUUUAAUAGGCAUAGCAGUGAUGAAGUGGGGCAUGAUAAAGUUCCAGAAUGGAGAUAUACUGCAGCUGGGAGUUGUGUGGAAUGGGAUUGCAGAAAGAAGUCAGAGAAGAAGCUUACUGAAGUAUCAGUUGAGGAAACACAAUCCAAAAAGGAAUCCUCACAAAUUCAUUUAAAAAUGGAUAGAAGACGUGAAACUGAGUAUGGAAAGGCAUCUACUUCUUGUAAGCAGUUUGAUGAUGUGGACGAGAAAUUAACUUUGGCUGUUAAUGUGGACAAGGGAACAAGAAAGCUGUAUGACCAAAUGGGUACUCAAGACACAGAGCAGCCUGAAUCGAGAAACAAAUGGCAAGAAGUUAGAGAAACAAAAAAGAUUAAUGCAAGUGAUGUUGAAAUGACGUCCCAAUCUCAAAAGCGAUUUAGUGGCAGAGAAGAAAAACUGACAAGCGGAGAAUAUCACCAGGCAGUUGGCCUUAUUCAUAGUAAAAUAAGUAGAGACUCUCAGCAACUAACCAAAACGCCUGAAACUCUAGAUGUUGAUACUGAAAAAAUUUCUAAUUUGCAGAGCCAUUCUGAGUCUAGAAUGAAUAUCCGGAAAGAAGAUACAACUUUGGUUCAGAGCUCGGUUCAGGGAAGAAAAGAACAAUACCAACAAAGUAGUGAAAAGAUCACUGGACAAAAUAACUUGAGAAGAAAGGCUGAAAACUUUUCUAGAAUAUCAGAAACGCAUGACACUAAUCGUACAAAGACCUCCAUUAUACAAUCUGAAGCUAGGUCAAAGAACCAGGAAGAAAAUUCAAGGUUGGUUUCCAUUUCACAUCCAGAAAAAAAAGACCAACGCUCCUUGACUGAUCAUGAACAUCAUCAGAGAACUCAAUCCAUAAAAGGAUCCAAAGAAGUCACCAGUGUAUCAGUGGUUCAUGCUAGUGACAUGAAAACAUAUACUGAAUCUCAAAAAAAUUCUGAAAGAAGGGUUGUUAACCAAGAAAUUUUUUUAACAUCAGUGGUGAAACCAACCAGGGAAACAAGAGAGCGACAUAAUCAGAAAGAUGAAGGGGCCGUGCAAACAAAAACAAGGAAAGAGGCGCAAAAGCCUACUGGACUGCGAAGUUCUCAUGAAUAUUCCUUGGAAGAGAAUUCUAGUUCACGAGCAUCUUUGGAUUUGGUUUCUCAAACUAGAGUACAACAGUUUGAUGUGGAGGAGGGGCUGGAGGAGGUGGAGAGAAACUCCCAGGUGAUAUCGAUCCCUCCCUCAUCUCAAUUGGUAGCUAGAGGUUCAUUGUAUGUUGAUCCAACUAGUGGGGUUGCAUUUGAUGAGGUUUCUGGCAAAUCUUCAGAAAGUGGCCUUAGUGCCUUGUAUACACAUUCAGAAGGCAAAACUUCAUCAUUGUGUGAUGAAUCAUAUGUCAUAGGUAGACAGGAGGAGACUUACGAAGAGCCUUUAAACUUCACCACCCAUGAAGAUGCUCUGGGUUCCGUGCAUCGGUUAGAGGAAUCUUCCAUGCAGUUUGUUGGGGAGUUUGUUGAAAAGGCAAGGCAUGAAGUCUCAACUUCUGAAAUCCAAACGGAUAAGAACACUGCUGUGUCAAAGGUGGUGUCUGAAGCUGACAAGCAGUGGAAAAAGAAUUCAGGACAAUAUGGCUCUGAGGACUUUCAGUUGAAGGGUCGUGAACCAAGGCAAUCAUCUGAGGGAUCUGGAGCAAAGGGGCCUUCUGAUGAGAUGUGGGAUGUGACUGACCCAUCUGUUCAACAUCUUCAGUCAGGAGCACCAGAGGGCAGUAAAACAGCCGGGAAUGCUGUUGUGAAGAGAAGGGGCAGGUCCUUCUGGAAUAUCAUGGGAGACAUAGUCCGACUGCGGUGGGGUUCACAAGUUGAAACUCCUAUUGCUGCUGCAAGGUCAGAUGAAAAGAGUCCAUCUAAUGAGUCUGUUGGCAGUGAGACAUGGUUUUCUGGACGUGAAUCUGAUAAACACAGUGACGAGAAUGUGAAAAGGGAAAGAAGUAGCAUGCCACAAGAAGCCGCACCUUCUUAUCAGUUGCAGCUUGGGAAAACUUUUACUCAAACUCAAGGAGAAACUUCCGACGCAAUGGGAUCAAAGAACAAAGAAAGGCAUCGUGAAGCAGUAAUGGCAUCUUCUUCAAGUACAAUAGAAGUUGGGUCCUCAUCAAGAGGUAGUUCAUCAGCUUUUGAAGAGGAACAUCUUGUCCAGAAAGGAGAUGGGAACGCUAACGCUGUUCAAGGAAUCCCUUCUGGCGUGGAAGUGGAGCCAUCAUUAUCAUGUUUAUCUGCUAAAAGCACAAGAAGGUCUCCCAUUGUGGAAGAAAUUUCUGAAACCGGCAAAAUUGAUGAGACUAGAAGUAGCUCCAUGGUACAGCUGGCACAACCUUUUAGUGCAAGGUUAACUGAAGUAUCAGGGUCUCCAGGGAAAGGUGGGGAAUUGAAACAAAGGAAGCUGCAACGAAACAAGCAGGUGUUGAAAGAUAGAUUUGAUGAAUGGGAAGAAGCUUAUAAGCUUGAAACUGACCAGCGAAAUAUUGAUGAAAUGUUUAUGAGGGAAGCGCUGUUAGAAGCCAAAAAGGCUGCUGAUACUUGGGAGGUGCCUGUUGGGGCAGUACUGGUUCAACAUGGGAAGAUUAUUGCACGUGGAUGCAACCUAGUUGAGGAGUUAAGGGACUCCACUGCCCAUGCAGAAAUGAUUUGUAUUCGGGAGGCUUCAAAUGUACUGCAGACGUGGAGGCUUGCGGAGACUACCCUUUAUGUAACUCUUGAACCAUGUGCCAUGUGUGCUGGAGCAAUACUUCAAGCCAGAAUCAGCACUCUUGUAUGGGGAGCUCCAAAUAAGCUUCUGGGAGCUGAUGGCAGCUGGGUUAGGCUUUUUCCUAAUGGGGGAGAUGGGUCUGAACCAUCAGACAAGCCAGCUGCUCCGGUCCAUCCGUUCCAUCCAAAAAUGACGAUUCGAAGAGGGGUACUGGCAUCAGAUUGUGCAGAGAUAAUGCAGCAAUUCUUCCAACUUAGAAGAAGGAAGAAAGAGAAGAAUCCAGAGACUCUACCUCCCCCCUCGUGUCUUCCCAUCGCCAGCCAACCAACAAAAAUCCUCACUAAGAUGCAGCAUAUGUUCAACUUGAUGUUCUGUUUGUAAAAGUAGAAUAUCACUCUUUCAUUCACGAUAAACUGUAUGAUAUAUAGUUUCUUUCAAACGAAAUUGUGUUGAUGUCCUUCCAUAGACUGCAAAUUGUCAUAUGAAUUCAUGUUGAUGUUGGAAUCAUUGAAUAAUAAGGUCUAUAUGCAA
Messenger RNA from Pistacia vera, 4357 nucleotides. RefSeq names its product tRNA(adenine(34)) deaminase, chloroplastic. The transcript has 4 exons. Gene Ontology annotation, cellular component: chloroplast. The record is from RefSeq and is a predicted model, not a curated record. Gene Ontology annotation, biological process: tRNA wobble adenosine to inosine editing. Gene Ontology annotation, molecular function: tRNA-specific adenosine deaminase activity. Lineage: Eukaryota; Viridiplantae; Streptophyta; Magnoliopsida; Sapindales; Anacardiaceae. Bases 107 to 4207 code for a protein of 1366 amino acids.